UCAAAUCCCCGCAUUUCUUUACUCCCGUCGCCACUCUCAAGUAGAGUACGCUUAAUUACGAGCAGACUAAGUUAAACUCCCAAGACACAGAAGCCAGGGAGCCAGCCAAGAGCAGAGCCAGCAGCUCACAGCAGGACACGCGCAGCCGCUCGCAUUCUCUGUGCGUCAGCGCAGAGCUCCCCGUGAGGGUACGGCGUGGUCCGCUUCUUGCUCCGGAGGAGGGCAAGUGCGCACCACCCUUCCUUCGUGCCGUCUUCACCUGCGGCGAUCUCUUCUCUUUUGCGGCGAGGGAGCCGGCGGAGGAGGAAGAAGCAGCGGGAUAUCAGUUCGUCCCGGGGGUUCUUUCUUUGCUGCAGGGAGCGAGCAACCGUGAUCGAAAUUACUAACACUCUUCCGCCCGGUCCGGUCACUCGCCGAUUUGCUUGCUUCCGGGCACCCUGAUCCUGGCCCAGCCCGUCCGUCCAUGGUCCGAUGGUUCAUCUUUUUCAGUGCGCAAGAUCGAUCUGAGUUCAUGCCAAGCUUGGAUCCAGAAUUUGCAAGAAGCCCUUAGUAGAUCAUAAAUAAUGUCGCCGAGGAGGCUAGAGGCCGUGGCGGCGCUGUUCAUGCUCAUGCUUUUCAAUGCUUCAGGAGCUUUUGUUGGUAUCAACAUUGGCACUGGGGUGUCUGACCUGCCAUCAGCAUCAGACAUAAUCUCCACCCUUAAAGCCAUGAAGAUCCAACAUGUUCGCUUGGUUGAUUCAGACCAUCAAAUGCUAGUCGCCCUCGCGAACACCGGAAUCGAAGUGAUGGUCGGGGUGCCAAACGAUCAGCUGCUCCGCGUGGGGCAGUCUCGUCCGGCAGCUGCUGAUUGGGUCAACAAGAAUGUUGCUGCCUACACUCCGGCAACAAACAUCACGUAUAUCGCCGUGGGCGAUGAGGUUCUAACCAGUAUCCCAAAUGCAGCUCUUGUUCUGGUACCUGCAUUGCAGUUCCUCCAGUCAGCACUGUUGGCUGCAAACCUCAAUACCCAAGUGAAACUAUCAAGUCCUCACUCAAUGGAUAUGAUCCCUAAGGCAUUUCCUCCCUCCACCGCCACUUUCAACUCGACGUGGAGCUCGGUAAUGCUUCCAUAUCUUCAGUUUCUGAAGAGUACAGGAUCUUCCUUCAUGCUGAAUGCUCAACCAUACUAUAGCUAUGUGGGAGGGCAAGGUGUGUUCCCUUUGGAGUAUGCCCUGUUCCGAUCACUCAAUCCCAACAGUCAGGUUGCGGAUCCCAACACCAAUUUGUUCUAUACCAACAUGUUUGAUGCUAUGGUUGAUGCUGCGUACAACUCGAUGAAAGCCAUGAAUUUCACCAAUAUUUCUGUUAUAGUCACUGCUUCUGGUUGGCCAUGGCGUGGUGGACGAAAUGAGCCGGCUGCUGAUGUUGACAAUGCUCUGGCCUACAAUACAAAUCUCAUACGCCAUGUGCUAAAUAAUUCUGGUACCCCUAGCCAGCCAAAUAACCAAGCAAGCACAUACCUAUUUGAGUUGUUCAACGAGGAUCGUCGGGCUGGACCUGUUUCGGAGCAAAAUUGGGGCAUCAUGUUUACCAACGCAAGUGCGGUGUACUCCCUGACAUUUGAAGAUGUGGCCACAAAUAACACUGACUCGCCGGCUUUGCGCGGGAUGUUUUGUGUGGCAAAUUCAAGUGCAGCCCAUAGUGCAUUGAAGCAAAGCUUGGAUUGGGUAUGUGGCCCUGGCUCCGCAAACUGCAGUGCCAUUCAACCUGGGCAGCAAUGCUAUAAAGCAGAUGACAUUGUAGCUGUUGCUUCGUAUGCUUUCAACGAUUAUUAUCAUAGAACACAAGCGAGUGGCGGUACAUGCAACUUUAAUGGCACAGCAACCAUAUCAUCUACGGAUCCAAGCCAUGGAUCAUGUGUUUUCGCAGGAAGCACCGGCGCUAAUGGCAGCAACAUUGAUGCGGCUGCUGGUCCUAAUAGGGAGCCAUAUUGGUCUCAGUGUAUUGAGGUAGAUGACAUGUAUCUCUGUUGUCUCAGCGACAGUUCUUCGGAUUUCACCUUAUUCGGUUUUGCUCUGCCACUGGCCGCAGCCAUGUCCUCUUCGUCAUCUUUCCCCGGCCCCCGCUUCCCUGGCGCCGGCGCUGGAGCCUCUGGCGGGGGCGGAGGCGGAGGUGGUGGGAGCGGGAGCAGCGUGCGGCCCUGGGGAUCGAGCGGAGGGACGUCGGUCUCGUCGUCGGGGAAGCGGAUACAGAAGGAGCUGCUGGACCUCAACGCUUCCGACUGCUCCGCCGGUCCCAAGGGCGACAACCUCUACCACUGGCUCUCCACCAUCAUUGGACCCCAAGGGUCACCAUAUGAAGGAGGGAUAUUUUUCCUUGAUGUCGUUUUCCCACUUGAUUAUCCUUUCAAACCUCCUAUGGUGACUUUCAAAACAAGGAUUUACCACUGCAACGUUGAUUCCACUGGGGCAGUGAGUUUGGAAAUUUUGAAGGAUGGCUGGAGUCCAGCUUUAACUAUUUCAAAGGUGCUACUGGCGAUCAAAGCCAUCAUCACAAAUCCGGAUCCAUACAACCCACUUGUGGACAGCAUUGCACGUUUGUACCUGACUGAUAGAGCUAAGCAUGAUGAAAUAGCUGCUGAAUGGACAUUGAGGUUUGCAAGAUAGGGAGUCCUUUCUGUAACUAAAUAAGGAAAUUUGACUCUGUAAAUGAAUAAUCUUGUAUGUAACCUGAGAUAUAUAACAUUGGAAAGGAUCCAAUACAUUAAUCUGAGUUGUGCCAUAAAGAUGUGUUUGCAUUA
Molecule: messenger RNA, 2779 nt
Organism: Triticum urartu
Lineage: Eukaryota; Viridiplantae; Streptophyta; Magnoliopsida; Poales; Poaceae
Source: RefSeq, a predicted model, not a curated record